This is a messenger RNA of Mercenaria mercenaria, 1959 nucleotides long. RefSeq lists its product as uncharacterized. The record is from RefSeq and is a predicted model, not a curated record. The coding region runs from base 325 to 1026 and encodes 233 amino acids. The transcript is spliced from 6 exons. Lineage: Eukaryota; Metazoa; Mollusca; Bivalvia; Venerida; Veneridae.
CAAAAAAAAAAUAAUGAUGCAUUGUAGACAAUUGAGCUCACAAUAGGAAAAAGGAAUGAUUUACCAUCCUUAAAAUUCAAAAUGAUUUGACUACUAAAGUUAAUUCUCAGGUUUAAGAACAAUGCAUUUAGAUAAACUUCUGAUUAUUGAAUUAAAAGGUUUAUGGUGUUUUACGAAUAGUAAUAUGAUUUUAGUACACAUAAAUUUCAUCUAUUCAUCUUUAUUAAACAGAUGUCAUUAAAUGUUUUUUUACUAAUUUAAAGCAUCAUCAUAUGAAAUUAAGUCUUUCACAGAAGGCAAAACAAACCAGGAGUGAGACGAAAAAUGUUGGCGUUCGUUUUCAUUGUUUCUUGGCUGACCACCGAGACAAAAUUAGUGUGUGGUUUGAAUUUCACAUUGUCAAAGACGCGAGUUCUAUUAGGAACUACAGGAAAACUGUUCAUGACAUGUGAUGUUACCGAAAAGGAUGCUUCGAUAGUGUACAACAUCAAAAUUCGGAGAAAAACAAGUACCGAAUUGGAAACCUUGGCAUUUAUGGAUGCAAGAAUAACUGAAGUCCCAGCUUUAGAUAAACGGAUUGUUGAUGACAAGGAUUUUGUUGUUGGUGGUAUUCUGGAUAAAGAUAACCCACUUAACACUAAUCUGACUUUACAAAUGAAUAUAGAGAAGAUGACUUACGAUGAUGCCAGAGUAUAUAGAUGUGAGAUGACGUAUAAAAGCAAACUUUCUGAAAGCAUUGUCUCAAUUGUAAGAAAUGCCACGCUUAUAAUUGUUGAAGCCGAUAACAAAACGGAAGAACGAGCAGACACAUUGCAAGAUUCAGAAUGUGUCAGCAAAACCACUUUUGUGAUUGUUGGCGUGAUUUUGGGAGUGGCAAUUAUUUUGACCACAAUUUAUGCAAGUUAUAUAACAGUGGUAAUGAGGAGAAUGAGAGACAGAAAUCGUCAUUAUGGAAGACGUGAAAUGCUUAACGCUGCACCAAUAAAUGACACAAGCGAAAUUCAAAACAGUUCAGACGAGGUAUAGUUCACUCUCGAAAUGAAGUAGAAGAUACGGAGAUCAAAAACGAUUGACACAAAUUUCUGCAUUCUGACAGUUUCAAAGAAUUCAACUGAAUGAUAAACAGCGCUUAAAGUGUUAACAAUUUGCUUUUUCUGGAACAAUAUCGUUAAUACAUGUAGUUUUGAGCAUUUUAAAAUGCCUUAAAAGCUGCAUCUUUUUUUUAAAUAAUGUAUGCCGCUUUUCUUUUGACAUAUUUUAAAUGCUAACACGCGGGUUCGUUUAAACUUGCAAAUUAGCAUAAAACCAAAACAGAAUGAUAGAAAUACCUGUAUUCUUACAAGGAUAAGACACGUUUCUUCUAUGCGUUAAUGUCUACAGAACGUCUAGGGAUUGUUGGCGAUCGAGACCGUAUGUCGGUAUUCUUGCAUAAAACAUUUCAUAAAGACUAAAUGCGUUUCAUAUUAAAUCAAAGUACUGAAUUUACAGAAAGGCUGGUUACCACAAAACACUGGAUGAAACUGUGCGGGAAAGGUGUUUGCGAAAUCUUAUAUAUUAUGGGGUUUCCAUAUCAAACUAACGCGAGCCUAGGAUACUGUUGUGCGGAAUCAUCUUGAUUACUUUGAGGAAGGUAGUGAUAUGAUAUUACAGACUAUAGCUGGUGAAAAACACAUUGUGUUUGUUCCAUUUUGGAUAGCACAAUAAGUGAGACAAACGGCAAUUAAUUCUCACUUGGGAAUCUGCAAAACGCAAAGAUUAAUAUCUAACAGAAACAUUAGUCUAAGAGCCAACUGCACUGAUAUAACUGUGGCCAAUGCUUAAAUGUAACUUUAGCGUAAGUAAUAAGUUUUGCACUGAAUAAUUCAUAAAAUGUUUUCAUUUGUUUCAUUCCCUAUUGUGGGUAAAGGAAAUGAAAAUUGAUUUUGUUCGAUAUUGUUCUGGUAAAUUAACCACAUGUCA